This is a messenger RNA of Vicia villosa (hairy vetch), 1269 nucleotides long. RefSeq lists its product as uncharacterized. NCBI's taxonomy places the organism in Eukaryota, Viridiplantae, Streptophyta, Magnoliopsida, Fabales, Fabaceae. Gene Ontology annotation, cellular component: SCF ubiquitin ligase complex. Gene Ontology annotation, biological process: SCF-dependent proteasomal ubiquitin-dependent protein catabolic process. The record is from RefSeq and is a predicted model, not a curated record. The coding region runs from base 1 to 1269 and encodes 422 amino acids. The transcript has a single exon.
AUGGCUGCAAAGGCUCUUUAUAACUUACCUGUUGAUUGCUGGGAGCUUAUAAUCUCAUUCCUCAUCUUCGAUGACAACAACACUCAAGAUAACCUUAUUCACUAUGUCAAGUCUCUCUCCCUCGUCUCUAAAACAUUCCUUUCCAUCAUCAGUCGUCUCAUAUUAACUAUCACUAUUUUUGAUCCAACACCCUCUGUUCUUCGUCGUCUCUUCCAUAGAUUCUCCAAUCUCAAUUCAGUUAACAUCUCCUUUCACCAUCUCGAUGCAGCCAUUGCUUUAGCUCUCCGAGACACACCAACAUUGAAGUCUUUAUCCAUUUCCAACUUUGAUCCAGAUGAAGAAAACUGCAUUUUUUCACAUUUUAUUGAUUCGUUACUGAGUUUGAAGUGUUUGACUUGUCUUGAUUUGUUGGGGUUGCAAGUCUCUGAUGAUUUUCUCUAUUCUAUUGCGACGGAAGGUUUUCCUUUAAAGAAGUUUGUGCUCCGAAGUUGCACCGGCUAUAGUUAUGAUGGAAUAUACUUUUUUUUAUCCAAGUGUAGUGGGAUACAACAUUUGGGUUUUCAUCGAAUUGAUUUCUUAAAUGACCAUUAUAUUGCCCAAUUAUCUUUGUUUCUUGGUGAUUUGGUGUCUAUAAAACUUUGUGACUGUUGGAACCUCACAAAAUUAGCCUUGUUUGCACUCAUUAGACACAUUAGACACUGUCAUUCACUUAGUGAGAUCACAAUGGAAGGCAUUGGAAUAGAGAGUGUAGAGAGUUUUUAUUCUAUCAAGGAUUUUGAUGUCAACCCUCAAUUAAAGUCUCUAUGUUUGACUUACAAUUCAUCUGUAAAGGAUGAAAACAUCUUAAUGUUUGCUUCCAUUUUUCCUAAUUUGCAGCAUCUUGAUUUGAGUUCUUGCAAUAGCAUUUCUGAAAAAAGUAUUUGUCAAGUUUUAAGUAGAUGUUGUAAGAUUAAAUAUUUGAACUUGAGCGACUGCCGUGAAGUGUGGCUACUUAAAAUAAACUCUGUAAUUCCUGAGUUGGAGGUGUUGAACUUGUCAAAUACAAGUAUUGAUGAUAAAACACUUUUUGAGAUCUCAACAACUUGUUGUGGGCUUUUGCAUAUAUCACUUAGAUGUUGUAAACAUGUCACAGAAAAGGGAGUGACCAAUGUCAUUGAAAACUUCACACAAUUGAAGGAGAUCGAUUUGAGAUUUUGUCAUAAAGUGGAUGCUGAAGUUAUCUUGAAGUUAGUGGACAGAGAUAACUACUCCACCAUAUUUUUGUUUUAG